Messenger RNA from Pygocentrus nattereri (red-bellied piranha), 2347 nucleotides. It is a transcript of the gene pkia, whose product is annotated as cAMP-dependent protein kinase inhibitor alpha. Lineage: Eukaryota; Metazoa; Chordata; Actinopteri; Characiformes; Serrasalmidae. The transcript has 3 exons. Bases 993 to 1226 code for a protein of 77 amino acids. Gene Ontology annotation, molecular function: cAMP-dependent protein kinase inhibitor activity. The record is from RefSeq and is a predicted model, not a curated record. Gene Ontology annotation, biological process: negative regulation of cAMP-dependent protein kinase activity. Gene Ontology annotation, cellular component: nucleus; cytoplasm.
ACUCAUAUCCUCAGAAGACACGUCCCUCAUCAAUGUCCAUAUUUUAAACAAAAACCUAUCCAGCUUCAGCAAUUAAAUAGAAACAGUGUGUGUCUAAUUUAGCUCCCCAGUAGCACUAAUUUACACUGAUGUACUGCCACCGUCAUUCUCACUGCAGGUUUGUUCUGAUGAGCUUUGUAUGAGUAGCAAGUAGCACUCAGACAGCUGUAUUUGCCUGACCGGAAGACACAAGUUUUCACUGAGUUCUCAGAGAGGUCUCCACAGUGUUGUUUUAGAGCUAGUGUAAUUGUUGUGCUAGCUAUUUCGGUGCUGUCUCAAUAGCAGGAAAGAUAACAAGUGUAAGAUAAACUCCUAUGAAAAUAACCUGAAGUAAAACUACAGGAAUUUCUAUAGGAUUCCUACCGGAAUGGGACUACAGGAAUAUUCACAGUAUUAUAGCAUACUAUAGUAUCAUAUAGCACUAUAAAAGUUUUCAAGCCAAAUAUCGAAGUUUAGAACAGUCGUACUUAUCGAAUGGUACGGUCAGUCAAUCCAUUUAGGGAUGUUUUUGUUAAAACUGUUGCACAAGCCGUCUGUGUGGGAGGGUUGGCUGAUGCCACCCAGGCCUGCUCUGGCACACUCGGAGUGAGCAUGUGCACGGAGCCUUCUGUACAGUUGUCACUUUUGCCUAAAGGAACUGUCUGCCCACCCACAGAGCGUAUUGAUUUUUUGGACUUGAACUUGGGUGCCAAGGGGCUUGGAGAGCGAGAGAGCAAGUGAGAGACAGCACAAGAGAGAGAGGAACCAUGCUCGGCCUGGUUCGACUGACUUCUGGACAGGUGCUGGCUGUAGCAGGUGGAAUUAUUAAGGUUGACGUUUCAUUGGCUAGGCUUUCUGGGACAGUUUCAUGAGAAGCGUGUCAGCUCAGGGCUUCGUUUUUUUCCCUUUUCGCUUCAACAACAUUUGGAAAACAACACAGCUGAGAGACACUGCUAUGUUGAAGUGAGUUAGAUAUGACUGAUGUGGAGGCGACGUAUGAAGACUUCAUAGCCUCUGGAAGGACAGGCAGGAGGAAUGCAGUGCAUGACAUUCUGGGGGACUCCGGUGGGCUGGAUACGAGUCAGCUCUCCCAGACUCUCUCUGAGCUCAACAUCAACAAAGCAGAUGAGGGGAAUGUUGGCGAGAAAAGCCAAGGUUCCUCAGACUCCCAUCCCAAACCAGAGGAAAGUAAAGGGGACGGAACAUAGCAGACUCCUGUAAAAGGAGGAGGAAAGGUGGAAACAUCCCAUCAGUUCCGUCUAGUGGCUGAUCCGAGGACUGAGCAUGGAAGAGCUGGAGUUCACACAGCGGAGGUCUCGCAAUCUGCUGGACUGUUCUCUAAGCAGCUUGGCCUUAAAGGUGCAGCUCCUACACCCUGCUGUACAGGGCUGGGCCAGCAGCUUCAGUAAUGGAUGAGGCUUAAUGCUGUAGCGUUGCUGCGGAUGUGAGCAGUGACCUUGUCAGUCACCUCAAUACCAUAGCUGAUGUAGAAAUCACCUUCCCCUAGCUGAUCACCGUAGCUGUUAGCUAUUCAUCUGGAGCUAAACCUGUGAGACCUCCAGCCAGGGCUGGAUACAGGCAGCUGGAGACGUAGGACUUUUAGGGCUGCUGUGCUUUUGAUGGCGGAAAACUUUGACUUUCCAAAGAAAACAGAAGAAAGACAGACAUCGGUCAUCUUUUGAGUCUGGACAGAAGCAUUUAAUUUUGGAUCAACUGCCAAAGUAGCCAUGCUAAAAUACUGGUCUCCGAGUGGUUUUUAUAUAUAUGCGGUGUUGUCGUUGUAAUACAUAUGAAUAAUUUAUUGAGUUGCGAUUUGAGUUUGUUUGGUUUUCUUCGAUGACUGCAGCAGGUGUGGUUUUCCCUUCUUUUGUUAUUACUAAAUACACACAAGAAUUGAAUCUUCACGUAACACAGAUGUUGCACUCUGAAUGUUGGCAAGUGUCAUCAGAACCGAGAAAUUUUAAAAGAAGCCGUCUACAAAGAUCAUGCAUGACACAAUGAUAUAUUCAUAAUAUACUGCGAGAAUAUAUGUAUAAAAGGUGUUCACAUCAUGCAGCCGUGUAACAGUGAGCUAAACGUUUACAGUAUGUUGUGAUUUCUUGAUUGUGUGAUUUUUUUUUUUUCUAUUAAGAAAAAGGAAAAAAAACUUUUAAAUUUGAAAAAUUCUCCUGUUCAGCACUGCCUAGUUUCCUGCGAUUGUGCGCAAAACGGCCAGUUUUUUAAAGCGCUCGCGUACACUUUUCAUAUUUAUGUCUUCCGUAUUUGUUAAAUUGCUUGAUUGUCACAGAUUUGGUAAUAAACAAUAAGGGAUGAUUACUGUCAUCAUUAA